Molecule: messenger RNA, 4174 nt
Organism: Gopherus evgoodei (Goodes thornscrub tortoise)
Lineage: Eukaryota; Metazoa; Chordata; Testudines; Testudinidae
Gene: CCNY
Product: cyclin Y
Exons: 10
Coding region: 772-1797 (341 amino acids)
Biological process (GO): regulation of canonical Wnt signaling pathway; regulation of cyclin-dependent protein serine/threonine kinase activity
Cellular component (GO): plasma membrane; cytoplasmic cyclin-dependent protein kinase holoenzyme complex
Molecular function (GO): cyclin-dependent protein serine/threonine kinase activator activity; protein kinase binding
Source: RefSeq, a predicted model, not a curated record
UCCCCGGGCUCCCUGGGGGGCUCUUCCCACCGCUCAGCAGGCUGGGGGCGGGGCCUAGGGAAAGAGGCGGGGCCAAGGGCGGAGCCUCGCUCCAUCCGCCCCCACUCCUGUAGCGAGGUUCCGGCGCUGGGCCGCGCGUGUGAGGAGCUGCGCUGCGGGAAGGAAGCAGCAGAUUGGACAGUCGUGAUCCUCACACGAGCUGCUUCCCCUCGCUGGCUCUGUUCCGUUCCAGGGCAGCGGCAGCAGGGACUACAGCCCUGCGCCGGGGCUGCCCCUCUCCCAGCUGGGCGCACCCCGGGAGCGAGCAGAGCGCUCCGUCUCUCCCUUGCCUUCCUGGCCCGGCGGGCAGAUGUUACCACCCACUUGAACCGGAACCUUUUAUGCACAGGCAGCCUCGGGCUGCUCGCUGCUGUGUGCGCCCGGGGAGUGCAUCCAGCCCGCUCAUUAGGAGGUGGAGGAGGAGCGCGGUAACUCAGCCGCUAGCAAUGGGGCCGUGCAUGCACCGGGCUUAGCCUGCUUGUGCAGUACAUGCCAGGGCAGGAGGAUUUAGCUGCGGCGCCCUCUGCUCGGCUGGACGUGCUUGGGGCAAGGCUUCUUGGAUGAGCCGCUGUGGGGAUCAGCCGGGGAGUGCGGCUGGAGGCAACAACAGCAGCCGCCACCGCCUCUUCCUCUCCCGCUUGAUCUUUUCUCUGCUGCUGCCCAUGGCUUCUCGCCACCGCUGGUGACGGGCUCCCACUGCAUCCUCCCGCGCCUGGCCCGCGGCGAAGGAAGAUGGGGAACACCACCUCCUGCUGCGUCUCCUCCAGCCCCAAGCUACGCAGGAAUGCCCACUCCCGGCUGGAGUCCUACCGCCCGGAGCCCGAGCUGAGCCGCGAGGACACGGGCUGCAACCUGCAGCACAUCAGCGACCGGGAGAACAUAGACGAUUUGAACAUGGAGUUCAACCCAUCAGAUCACCCCCGGGCCAGCACAAUAUUCCUCAGUAAAUCUCAAACAGAUGUGAGAGAAAAACGCAAGAGUCUCUAUAUAAACCACCAUCCUCCUGGGCAAUUGAGAAGGAAAUACAGUUCCUGCUCCACUAUUUUCCUGGAUGACAGCACAGUCAGUCAACCAAACCUCAAGUAUACAAUUAAAUGUGUAGCUCUUGCAAUAUAUUACCACAUCAAAAACAGGGACACAGACGGAAGGAUGCUCUUAGAUAUUUUUGAUGAAAACCUUCACCCCCUUUCGAAAUCUGAAGUGCCACCAGACUACGACAAACACGACCCAGAGCAGAAACAGAUUUACCGCUUUGUUCGGACACUAUUCAGUGCUGCUCAACUGACUGCUGAAUGUGCCAUUGUCACCCUGGUAUAUCUUGAAAGACUGUUAACUUACGCAGAGAUAGAUAUUUGUCCAGCAAACUGGAAGCGAAUUGUGCUGGGUGCAAUUCUACUGGCAUCCAAAGUUUGGGACGACCAGGCAGUGUGGAAUGUGGAUUACUGCCAGAUCCUGAAAGAUAUCACAGUUGAGGACAUGAAUGAGCUGGAGCGCCAGUUUCUUGAGUUAUUGCAGUUCAACAUUAAUGUUCCCUCCAGUGUUUAUGCCAAGUAUUAUUUUGAUUUGCGAUCCCUGGCCGAAGCGAAUAACCUGAGCUUUCCUUUGGAGCCCCUCAGCAGGGAAAGGGCCUAUAAACUUGAGGCCAUCUCUCGCUUGUGUGAAGACAAGUAUAAAGACUUCAGGAAAUCUACAAAGAAACGGUCAGUUAGUGCUGACAAUCUGACUGUGGUUAGAUGGUCCCCUGCCAUCAUCUCCUAACAAUGGAGUAUGGGAUAGUUCAACAGAAUGACUGUUUCAUCCAUCCAAAUUUUUUGGAGUGUAAUGGGGGAAAGACAAGACUUUGGGAUUUUUACUUUUCGAUCCGUCAAGCUGCCUUUACAGUGCCUCCCCCUUGUGUAGCACAUAAGAAUAAAAAAUUGAGUUGAAGGAGAAAUCAGUACAGUAUACAGGAAAGGAGACUGGAAGCAACUCUUCUUUUUUUGUCACUAUUCCUCACAGCUUUUACUCUUUUUGUAAGGAAACGGCUAGUCAAAUGCUUGGAAGAGGAAACAAAACAAAAAAAAAUAGAGGAGAGGCAGAAAGAGAUUAGGGGACUGUGCCAUUUUUUAAUAUGCUGUACUCUUCAACAGAAAUGACGGCGUGUAACCAAACCACACAGUAAGUUGGCUGUGCACUAUAGGAAUGGAGUUGAAUUAUUUCAUCUUAAAUUAUUCUCCUCAGUAUUGUCUAUCUUUUUUUUUCCUGCUUCCUUGGUUAUUUUUCCAGCUCUUCUGCACAGCAGCAAAUACAAGUCUGUAUCUACAGUAGCACAAACCUCUGAAUAAAUAGUAUUGGUGGUUUUUUCAUUGCACUUUUCUCCAUGAUUUGACUUAUUUGCAUUAUUCUUCAUAAUCAUUAUGCAUAUGUUAUGUUUAUAUGCCUUUUAUUGUACUUAAAAAUAUAACUUGACCAUAGUGCUGAACCAAAAGUUUAUACGAGAUCAGAUGAUCAUUCGUAAUUUCAUGACGUAUUUUAUUUAUAGUAUAUGUAAGUGUGUGUGCCUUCCUGGAAUCAUUUAUAUUUCUUUAAUAUAAAGACAGGAUUGUUGGAAGGAUUCGAUGAUGAUGAGACUUGGGCCAAAUUGUUGAAAUUUCCAUCAGAUCUUGUAGUCCUUUUUGCAAAUUUUCAUAGCAUUAGAAGUUUAGAAGAAUUCAUUAUAUAAAAGAGAGAUUUUUUUGUAUGGCCUAACUAGUUCAUUCCUUCACCUCCAGGUCCAUUGUUGCAAGCAAUAGCCUCAAUUUUUAUAUGUUUACUUUAAAUCAAAGUUAGUUUGUAUAAAAUAAAAAACUUUAAAAAAAAUUGUUCCAGUGAAAAGGUCCAUAGAAAAGCAGAAUGUUAAUCUUUACCAAGGUAUUUAUCACAGGUAGAUUGAAUUAAAAAAAAAAAACUUUCAUUUUUCAGUGUAGGUGCUUUCAGAAAUUGAAACAAAAUUCAAACUGUGAAGACCAUUUUCUGCUAUGUUGAUUAUUGUACUCUUAUUGGUUCCCUUCUCUUAUCAUGCCUAUUCCCUAAUGAGAGACACAAGAGCCUUUUAUAUCAAAUAAUGUAUCUGUGUAAAAACAUUUUUUGCUCUAUAAUGCUUGUGGGUGUCUGAUUUUAUGAAGAUUUUUUGCACAUUUUAGAAAGAUACAGUUGAAAAAUCUGGGUUCCCUGAAUUUUUUUUGCAAGUUUCCUUGAAGUGAACGGCAGCAAGACUUCCUAUAUUUGACUUGCUUUAUGCACUACUUCAGUAAAGAUAAAGAGUCCAUAUUAAUUUUAUUAAGCCCCAAGGGCUUAUAGCAGACAUAUGGGCUCAUGGAUACAUGUUCCACUCCCAGUGCAAUGCUGAUCAGAUGCCUUGAAAGUGGAGAGGCACUGAAAGGAUUGAAGUACUAAUACCAAACAGAGUUUUCUGUUAAUAUUCUAAUGUGAUAUGUAUAGUAUGAAACAUUAAAGUUUUUUGUCCACAAAUUUUCUUAGAGUCUUUCAGGGCAUUAAAAGUAAUCUAAUUCUCAUCCUUUAUCUUUGUGCCAAUGCAUCAGAACUGUGAGUACCCAGGUCCCUUUCUUUUCCUUGAACAUCAAAUGUAAAGACCACUCUUUAAAAUAAAAAAAAAUUAGAGCAUUUGAAACUCAAUUCAAAAUAUAGCUAAGGGGACAUUUUCCUAGCAUUUGGACUUUGAGAUCCCUGCCAAGUGUAAAUUUAGGUUUUACAGAUCUGUAAAAUGAUUGUUUUAUCAAGACUUUAUAAAACAAUUUUCUGUUAACUUUAUAGCAGGAAUAUUAGUUUUAUCCAUAUUUUUCAGUGAUAGAGAUAUGAACUCUGAACUAUGUAAAGAUCUCAGUGCAUCUACUAUAAUUUUUGUGGAGUUUAUUAAACUACUUUAAAGAUUGUAUAGUUUAUUUAUUGUAUGUAUGUACAUACAGUCUGAUUUAAAAAAAGUGGAUUCAGUAAAACCCGGCUCAGUCACGUUUAGACUAUUGAAUAUUGUUUUAGCCUUGUGCACUGGACUCUACCUCUGUAUAGGAGAAUUUUCCAUAUCCUUAGUUAGUUCUGAUUCUGUGAUUAACUUGGUUGUUUCUUGCACUAAGAAUUAAAAAAAAAAAUCUGCUCUGUG